This is a messenger RNA of Plasmodium malariae, 1563 nucleotides long. RefSeq names its product conserved Plasmodium protein, unknown function. The record is from RefSeq and is a predicted model, not a curated record. Bases 1 to 1563 code for a protein of 520 amino acids. The transcript has a single exon. NCBI's taxonomy places the organism in Eukaryota, Apicomplexa, Aconoidasida, Haemosporida, Plasmodiidae.
AUGAUGGAAAAAAAAAAGUCAACAACACAUAAAAGUUAUGUGAAGAGCAAAAGGAAUAACCAUGAUAUGCCUAUAUACAUAUCAAAGAGUAACUUAAUCGAUACUAAUACAAAUACCAGUAGUGAAGUUGAGCAGUACUCAUUAGAUAUGAUUAAUAUGAACAAUAUGAUGAUGAACAGAAACAAUAUAAUGUGUAAUGACAGAAAUUAUAUAAAUAAUAAUCAAAAUUUUGGGAAUGGUAUAAUAUAUGUGAAUGAUAAACAAUAUGAAAGAAUAUUAAAAAGAAGGAUGCGUAAAAUAAAACAAGAUAUUGAAAAAAACAGGAAAGUUAGAGUAUAUAUUGCUAUUCAGAAAAAAAAUAAUUCUUCCAUAAGCAGUUUUAGCAAUAAUAAUAUGCAUGAUAAUAUGCAUGAUGGUAUGCAUGAUGGUAUGCAUGAUAAUAUGCAUGAUGGUAUGCAUGAUGGUAUGCAUGAUGGUGUGCAUGAUAAUAUGCAUGAUGGUAUGCAUGAGAAUAUGCAUGAGGUUAUGCAUGCGCAUUUAAACAGUAACUUCAACACAUCUUUAUAUAAUUAUGAUUUAAAUUCUAAUGAUUCGUUAAUGAAAGUAAUUGAUAACCAUACUAGUACUUGCACGCAUACCCAUAAGAAUAGUAGUCAAAAUAAUAGUAGUAGUAAUCUUAAUAAUAGUAGUAGUAAUCAUAAUAAUAGUAGUAGUAAUCAUCAUAAUAACAAUAGCAACAGUAAUAGUAAUCAUAAUAAUAGCAACCAUAAUAAUAGCAGUAGUAGUAAUAAUAAUAACAACUACAUGGAUCUGUAUGAAAAUAUGAAAUCUAUAUUUGCCAUGAAAACUAAUAAACGUUACAAUAAUGGUAACAGCAUAUAUUUAAAUAACUACAACAGUAGACUUCCUGCCAAUAUAAAUUCAGAGGAUGAUUAUAAAAAGUAUAUAAAUAUGUGUGAUAUGAGUGGUAUGGACGAUGUAAGCGGUAUGGACAACAUAAACGGAAUGAACAACGUAAACCGAAUGAACAACAUAAACGGAAUGAACAACAUAAACGGAAUGAACAACAUAAACGGAAUGAACAACAUAAACGGAAUGAACAACAUAAACGGAAUGAACAACAUAAACGGAAUGAACAACUUAAAUGGCGUGAACAAUUUUGUGGAGAACUACAGCGAUAUGAAAAGUGUGCAUCAAAUUCCUAAUAUGUCCAAUUUCCCUAAUUUGGUUUGUGCGAAUAAUAUGAAGCACGGGGUUCAUAUGGACGAUAUUGAAAAUAUGGAUGAUGUGGAAAACAUGCACAACAUGCACAAUAUGCACAACAUGAACAAUAUGAACAAUAUAGAAAAUAUGAACAGGGCAAAAAAUAUGAACGGUGCAGAAAUGAUGAACGGGUCAGAAAUGAUGAACGGGUCAGAAAUGAUGAACGGGUCAGAAGUUAUGAUCGGUUCAGAAAUUAUGAACAGUGCAGAAAAUAUGAACAAUACAGAAAGCAUGAACAAUAUGGAAAAUAUGAACAACUUAAACAAUUUUUCUAAUGAUAUGAGUGGCAAUUUUUCAUAG